AUGGCUUGUCUUGCACUGACCUUUGAGCUUAACCCACAGCAGUUAGACAUGCUGAAGUCCCGAGGAAGCUCUGAUCCACGGCACACACUUACGCAUGCUGCUAUCCCUUGUAUCCUGUCCAGUGCUGGUCCAAAAGGAGACAACAUCUACGAGUGGAGGUCCACCAUUCUGGGACCCCCGGGUUCUGUGUACGAGGGGGGCGUCUUCUUCCUCGACAUCGCCUUCACACCUGACUACCCCUUCAAACCACCCAAGGUAACAUUUCGCACAAGGAUCUACCACUGCAACAUCAACAGUCAGGGUGUGAUCUGUCUGGACAUCCUUAAGGACAACUGGAGCCCUGCCCUCACCAUCUCCAAAGUGCUGCUCUCCAUCUGCUCCCUGCUCACCGACUGUAACCCUGCUGACCCGCUGGUUGGAAGCAUCGCCACACAAUACUUGACCAACAGAGUGGAGCACGACAGAAUAGCCAAACAGUGGACCAAGAGAUACGCCACAUAGACCGCAUGGAAGCCCUGUACCCAUCCCUCAAAAUAAAGAAAAAGAGAAUCAAAAAAACACACUUCCUCUUUACCCCGUCUGCACCCCGUCAAAGCACACUCACUAAGUGCGACCGUCGACCCCCCCCCACCUCCGUGAACCUUUUGUUUACCUUUUUGUGAGAAGACCUGUCCUUUUUUCCUUGUUGACUUGAAAGCUUCUUUUUUUAUACAAAGAGUAGAUUGGGAUUUUAUUUUCCAAUUGACUGAAUGUUGGAACUCUCAUAGAAAAAGUAUAUUAUUAUAAUUAUUGUCACCCAAGCUUGUAAAUGUGUGUGCGUGUGUGCGUGUGUUUUUUUCCUUCAUUUUUAAGUGGUCCCACGGACAGAUUGCAGAUUUCUAUCUUGUUUCUACUUUAUGGUAGUGUUUAGAAGUUUUGUUUUUUUUUGUACUGGAGUCAUUAAUGGUAUGUGCAUGUUAAAAGGAUCGAGGCUGAUGAUCUUUAUCAUUCUCCACAGUCAUGUGACACCAAAAGUAGCGUUCAUGCCCUACCUUCACGAUUUCUGUUUGUACGUAUUAUUUUUUAAGAUGGGCUGUUGAGGCGGACUGCAGAAGUAUCAGCUCCGCUUGUGAAGAGACAGGACUUGUAAAUUUUCCGAGCUCCCCGCCGCUCGUGACACGGGGAGCAGUUUGUUGUACACGCGCAUUAUUAAAGUACUCAAUAAAACACUGUGGUUGAACCACGGCAAAGAAA
Molecule: messenger RNA, 1233 nt
Organism: Paramormyrops kingsleyae
Lineage: Eukaryota; Metazoa; Chordata; Actinopteri; Osteoglossiformes; Mormyridae
Source: RefSeq, a predicted model, not a curated record